Messenger RNA from Cannabis sativa, 1995 nucleotides. Its product is annotated as nuclear pore complex protein NUP50A. NCBI's taxonomy places the organism in Eukaryota, Viridiplantae, Streptophyta, Magnoliopsida, Rosales, Cannabaceae. The record is from RefSeq and is a predicted model, not a curated record. Gene Ontology annotation, cellular component: nuclear pore; cytoplasm. Gene Ontology annotation, biological process: intracellular transport. The coding region runs from base 393 to 1673 and encodes 426 amino acids. The transcript has 2 exons. Gene Ontology annotation, molecular function: GTPase activator activity.
AAAAAAAAUUAAAAAUGAGACAUUAUUAUUAUUAGCUAGCUCAAUUCAACCCUUUUCCAUUUCUUCUCUUCCGCAGCUCUAAUCUAAUCUAACCCAAUGAAACCGUAAAAACCAAACCCCUCUUCUUCUUACCACCACCGCAAUCCAAUUCCAAACCUUCCCUUAUAUAAUUACAAAAACAAAAUAUACUCUUAAAUUAGAAAACCAAACCCCAUUAACCUCUCUCUCUCUCUCUCUCUCUCUCUACCUCUUAAGAAUUUUCCCCCUUUAUUUAAACUCUUCCCAGCUUCUUCUUCUGAUUCUGCUUCACCUUGAUUCUUGAGAUCUGCAUUUCCUGGAACUUCAAGACCACUGAGAAUUAAGUUCUAGUUUCUUUUUGACAUAUUUCGCUAAUGGGGGAUGCGGAAAAUGCUCUUCCACCCUCGAAGAAGAGGGCUGCCGGAAGGGAAAUCUCUCGAGAUAACCCAGGUCUUGAUGAUGACGAUGAUGUUUCCGAGCAAGAAAGUGGAACAUUCAAAAGAGCCAGUGAGGAGGUCUUGGCAACAAGAAGAAUCGUCAAAGUUCGUCGACAGCCCUCUGCUCCCUCUUCCAAUCCUUUUGCAGGGAUCAAGUUGCUUCCUACGACAGAAGCACAAACUGCUGGUGAGAAAACAGUGUCAGGUGAUGUAGAUGGACAGCCAAAAAUCAGUGCUGAGAACGAGAAGGAUAAAGAUGAUGAUAAUAAGCAGUCUGAAGUCAAGGAUAAUAAUGCUGAGGUGCAAGUGGAGAGUAAGGCUGAGGCCAACAUCGAGGGUGAGGUUAAUGCAGAAUCAGCUGCAGAGGAGAAAAGUUGUACUGUCAUUGAUGAAGUGAAGCCAGUUACAGAUAAUGAACCAGCUCUAAGCGAACAUAAGACUGAAAACGAUGAGAAGAGUGGGGAUGAUGAUAAGAAAGAUGAGAAGACUGAAAAUGUGGACCCAAGUGGAGAAGGUACUCCUUUGAGUUCAUUUCAACAGCUUUCAAGUAGCCAAAAUGCUUUUACUAAUCUUUCCGGAACUGGGUUUUCCUCGUCUACAUUUUCCUUUGGCUCUAUUGCAAAGGAUGGAUCAUCUGCAUUUGGCACAAGUUCUGUUUCGCUUUUUGGAUCGAAAACUGAUCAACCAUCUUUUGGUCUUGGUCUCUCUAACAAUGGAAACUCUUCCCUUUUCGGCACAUCAAGCACAUCUGCUGCUGUAUCUAAGAGUGAAGGCAGCGGUUUCCCAUCAAUGCAAGAGGUUGAACUUGCGACCGGGGAAGAAAAUGAGGAAGUUGUUUUCAAUGCAGAUUCUGCCUUGUAUGAAUUCAUGGAGGGAGGCUGGAAAGAACGUGGAAAGGGUGAACUCAAGAUCAACGUUUCAAAACCUGACAAGGACAAGGCCAGACUUCUCAUGAGAACAAAGGGAAAUUACCGGUUAAUCUUGAACGCUAGUCUAUUCCCAGACAUAAAGCUCACAAGUAUGGACAAGAAAGGCGUAUCCUUUGCCUGUGUGAACAGUAAUAGCGAAGGUGGAGGCGGUUUCUCUACAUACGCAUUGAAAUUCAAAGACCCUUCCAUAGUCGAAGAGUUUCGUGGUGCUGUAACCGCAUACAAAGGCAAGGCUUCUUCGGAUGUGAACACCCCAGAGAAUUCACCCAAGGCUACUACUGAUGAGUGAUGAGUUGAUGAUGAUGAUGAUGAUGUUCAUUUGCGGAUAUUUUUCUGUCAUGAAGGUUUGCCAUUAUUAUCAUCCUAUGGCAACUGUUAUCUUUCAUUGCAAACAUAUUAUUACAAGGAAGCUGUUUAGAAUUCGGGAAUGUUAAAGCAAGCCCCUUUUGUAGCAGAGUCAUAGACGUGGCCUUUUCUUUUUGUUGUAGCUUAAAUCCGUUCUAGUAUUUUGGGAAAGUUUUGAACUUUCAGACUGAGACUGCAUAGAAAUGUUUGACACAGUUUUAUAGCUGGCCUAUUAUCAUUAUUAUUAUUAUUAUUAUUAUGAGAUA